AAUUAUACUUCUUCUCUAACCCACAAUCGAUAACAAAAGAGAGAGAGAGAGAGAUCUAAAGAGAGUUUGCUUUCUUAGAUACAUAUAUUAUACAUUUCUUUAUAAAUUUUUAUAAAAAAUGUCGUCUAGCAGAAGGUCGAGACAAGCAAGCUCAUCAUCAAGGAUUAGCGAUGAUCAGAUCACUGAUCUUAUCUCAAAGCUCCGACAGUCUAUUCCAGAGAUUCGCCAGAACCGUCGUUCUAGCACGGUAUCAGCAUCGAAAGUGUUACAAGAGACUUGCAACUACAUAAGAAACUUGAACAAAGAAGCGGAUGACCUCAGUGAUCGAUUGUCUCAACUUCUGGAGACCAUUGAUCCUAAUAGCCCACAAGCAGCCAUUAUUAGGAGCUUGAUUAAUGAAUAA
Eruca vesicaria subsp. sativa (arugula) is the source of this 403-nucleotide messenger RNA. Lineage: Eukaryota; Viridiplantae; Streptophyta; Magnoliopsida; Brassicales; Brassicaceae. The record is from the annotation of a GenBank genome assembly.